This is a messenger RNA of Mycetomoellerius zeteki, 1324 nucleotides long. Its product is annotated as lipopolysaccharide-induced tumor necrosis factor-alpha factor homolog. The transcript has 4 exons. The record is from RefSeq and is a predicted model, not a curated record. Gene Ontology annotation, molecular function: zinc ion binding. NCBI's taxonomy places the organism in Eukaryota, Metazoa, Arthropoda, Insecta, Hymenoptera, Formicidae. Bases 273 to 812 code for a protein of 179 amino acids.
AUACCGCAGUGUACUCCGUGCGUUUUCCUUUCGUUCUCGUUCUCCGAUAAGCGAGGAAUAUAAUAACGCACUGCACGUAAAAGGCCGCGAGUCGCAGUGACGUGCCGUCGAGAAUUUUUCGCGACGCGCGAAUUUGUGUUCCGUCGCCAGGUCAUCGGAUUUGACGAGCUCCGAUCGAGCCGAGGAACGAUAACCUAAUUUGUUCGACGAUUACGUGAACUAUAGACGGUUGCUUAAUUCGCCUGUAGGACACACGUUCUUUUCAGGGGAAAAUGGAGAAGAACUUGGGUUUUGCUAACGCACAACCUUCGGCUCCUCUGCCAACUGCUCCACCGUCUUACGAGGAAGCCAUAGCUAACACAGGAGGAGCAUCUACGCACCCUCCAGUUAUUCCCUCACCGUAUCCCCCAGGAAAUGCGCCAAUACAAAUGCCUAUGCCAUACAAUCAACCACCAAAUCAAACGACGAUGCCUAUGCCAUCAGUUUUCCAGAGUUCGAGCCGACUAACAUCGCAAUCGCGUUUCAAUGCCGAAUCGAAUUCCGUACCACGGACACAAGUGCGGGUCAUUCAACAACACGUAGUGCUCGCCCUAGGGCCGAAUGCAGUGAAAAUGUCCUGUCCGACAUGUCACGCCGAUAUCAAAACUACCACAAUAUCGGAUCAUCAGCCAAGUGCUCACAUUUGCUGCGUCAUACUCUGCUUACUUGGAUGCUGCCUUUGCUCAUGCCUGCCAUAUUGUAUGAAUGCUUUCAUGAGUGUUCAUCACUUCUGUCCAAACUGCAAAAAUUACAUUGGCACAUGGAAAGGUUGAUUUUGUUCACGCGCAUACGUAAGUUCCAACCUCCCGCGUAUCGAGAUAUUUUGCAAUUCUACAAAAAGCUACUCGAUAUCCUUUGCUUAUCGCACAUAACAACGGAAAGAAAGGAUUAUUAAAAACAUCCAUGUAAGUUACAUAUUACAUGUUUGAUUCUUCAGACUUGGAAAGAUUACUAUGUUACAACAUGCAAAUGAUAUCAAACACAAGUCCUGGUUAAUCUAACGUGAUACGAAUUGUAGAUAUUGAUGAGUAUUGAGAACUCUGAUGAGUAUUGUGAACUUUUGUAUGACAAAUGAAUGACAUGAUAUCACUAAUAUCACGGACUUUUAUAUAGUAAUAAUAUACUAGAUUGUUAGUGUGCGCAACAUACUUUACAAUUUAUAAUUGUAAAGCAAGAAGUGAUACAAAGUGUGAUUGUAAGGAAAGGAUUACAGGUAUAUUUUGCAAAGGCAGAUUAUAUUCUUAUUUAUAUGCGAAAAGAAUUGAUAUUUUUUUUCCCUUUUUUA